AUGACUCCUCUAUUUGUAGUUCUAUAUAUUAUAUAUGUUACCAGUACUAUGACUCAGGGUGAAAAGAAUAUCAAUUACUGCGACAAUCACCAGGGUAACUAUGACAUGAAAUCCAUUCUUGGGACUUGGCACGUGGUUGCUUUGGUACCAGCUACAGGCUUCCCCAGGAUGAGGCAGAUCCUUUGCUACCAAAUGGACAUUAGUGAAACAGAUGAGGCUGGUCUGAGAUGGCUUGUCGGUAGAAACUUUAAUAAUCCUAGUCAAGAAUUCAUCGACAAAAUAAAAGGAACCAUUAUAAGACAGAGAUAUCACUCGGAAAAACCUUUUGAUAUUUGGUCGAAAGCAAUAAGAAGUGUAAAUGGAUGUUUUAGACAAUUGCUGUCAUUGGAAACUAAUAAUACGAGAAUUGCUGAUGCUGAAAAUCUGGAUACUAUGAUGCAAUUACAUUUGAUGGAGUUUAAUGAAGAGUAUGGUCCAAUUCUGGUACAAAUUCUAUGGGGAAGACUUAUAUCAGCUGUAAUUUACAGAAGAUCGCCUGGUAUAUCAAUGGAUCGUCUCCUUCCAGUUCACAAAUUCCUCACAAAACUUCGUGGUUUCCAACGAGAGCCAAGGAUUUGUGAUAGCCCCACAAAGGCCAUCUUACCUCCUACUUUCCAAAGACCCUGA
Messenger RNA from Danaus chrysippus (African queen), 666 nucleotides. The record is from the annotation of a GenBank genome assembly. NCBI's taxonomy places the organism in Eukaryota, Metazoa, Arthropoda, Insecta, Lepidoptera, Nymphalidae.